Molecule: messenger RNA, 2521 nt
Organism: Cryptomeria japonica (Japanese cedar)
Lineage: Eukaryota; Viridiplantae; Streptophyta; Pinopsida; Cupressales; Cupressaceae
Product: protein FIZZY-RELATED 3
Exons: 10
Coding region: 295-1815 (506 amino acids)
Biological process (GO): positive regulation of anaphase-promoting complex-dependent catabolic process; positive regulation of ubiquitin protein ligase activity; anaphase-promoting complex-dependent catabolic process
Cellular component (GO): anaphase-promoting complex
Molecular function (GO): ubiquitin ligase activator activity; protein binding; anaphase-promoting complex binding
Source: RefSeq, a predicted model, not a curated record
UGCCGCUGCCUUGAUCGAGACUAACCGUUGGUGCUGCAUGGAGAGGAACUCGGGAGGAUAUUAAGCAAUGUCGAACACAGUUAUGGGCAAUUAACCACAGUACGAGUAUAUGCUAACUCUGUAACCUUAAACCAUUUGCUACUGUACUUUAAGCUUGCUUCUCCCUCUUCCUCUUCUGUUCUGGAAGAGGGGAAAAAAACGAGCAGCUGGAAAGGUCACAGAGGAGGUCACAGAGGACAAUACAAACGUCUUUCUUUGCUUUGUUUUUACUUGUUCAGAUCAUCAUACGGUAAAAUGGAUUCACCAAACAACAGGAGACAAUCAGGGCUGAAUCUCCCACCUGGGAUGAGCAGAAAUUCCUUAUAUUUACAAACAAGCAGUACAGGUGGGCAUUCUUCUUCAGGGGUGUGUCCCAGUACCCCCUCCCCAACUCGUAAAAUAACUACUACUUACAGUGACAGAUUCAUUCCCAGUAGAUCAGGUUCCAGGCUCAAUGGAUUCGCCCUGAUUGACAACAAGCCUUCGCCCAGCCGAUGCUCAACAGAAGCAUCACCAGCUAAGGAAGAUGGGUCACCCUCCUCUGCGUCUGCUUAUUCAAUGCUGCUUAGAAAUGAGCUCUUUGGGACAGAUGCUGUUGGCCCCGUCUCUCCUGCUACUCCUGAAAAGGGUAAUGGUGCUUCUUCCAGGGAUUUGACCAAAUCCCCUCUAAGUCCUGUCAGGAAUCUGUUCAGAUUUAGGAGUGAUCUGAGUGCCCCCGGGUCACCUUAUUCUGAAAGUCCCGUUGGAAGCGAGGGAAUUUUUAGUCCUAGUGUUGGUACUCCACCCAAGCCGCCCCGUAAGAUCACUCGUUCUCCUUACAAGGUUUUGGAUGCUCCUGCCCUUCAAGAUGAUUUCUACCUUAACCUAGUGGAUUGGUCAUCCAAUAACGUGCUUGCAGUAGGUUUAGGCACCUGUGUCUACCUAUGGAGUGCAUGUACCAGUAAGGUCACCAAACUCUGCGACUUAGGAACAACUGAUGGUGUGUGUUCUGUUGCAUGGACUCCACAAGGCACAUAUCUUGCUGUAGGUACUAACAACGGGGAGAUCCAGAUCUGGGAUGCAGCUCGCUGUAAAAAAGUCCGGACAAUGGGAGGUCACUUAACUAGAGCCGGGGCACUAGCUUGGAGUUCUCACAUCUUAUCAUCUGGCAGUAGGGAUCGAAAUAUACUUCAUCGUGACAUUCGAGUUCAGGAUGACUAUGUCAGAAAGCUUGUUGGACAUAAAUCAGAGGUAUGUGGACUGAAGUGGUCUUUUGAUGACCGUGAACUGGCAUCAGGUGGAAAUGACAAUCAGCUUUUAGUAUGGAAUCAACAAUCAGCACAACCAUUGUUAAGAUUUAGUGAGCACACAGCUGCAGUAAAGGCCAUUACAUGGUCUCCCCAUCAACAUGGGAUUCUGGCAUCUGGAGGUGGGACAGCAGACCGAUGCAUACGAUUCUGGAAUACAGCAACAAAUACUCGUUUGAACUGUGUAGAUACAGGGAGUCAGGUUUGUAAUCUUGUUUGGUGCAAAAAUGUCAAUGAACUUGUGAGCACUCAUGGAUAUUCUCAGAACCAAAUAAUGGUAUGGCGAUAUCCAACCAUGACAAAGCUAGCAACUCUAACAGGCCAUACUCUUAGGGUUCUUUACCUCGCCAUUUCACCGGAUGGACAGACAAUUGUCACCGGGGCAGGGGAUGAAACUCUAAGAUUUUGGAAUAUUUUUCCAUCUCCCAAGUCACAGAGCACUGUUCGUGAUUCUGGAGUAUGGUCCCUAGGACGAACUCAGAUUCGGUGAUUUUCUUGUUUCUCCAUUAGAGGAAACAUAUUUGACCUUUCUCUGUAAAGCAUGUCCUUUUACAUCUUCCAUUUUUUGCUUCUGCAUUCACCCAGCUGCGAGCCACAAAUUAAAGAUUUUUAUAAUUUUAAAGAAGAGAUUGAGGCAGAGUAAGAGCAACUUAUUUUCAGAAAUCGCUCAUUAUCUCUCAUGAUGGUGAGCCUAGCCAUCAUGGAACAAGAGUUUUGUUUGAGGUUGCAGUCCCUGACGUGAUCUGCAAAAGACGCAGAGUCCUAACUCCUGUUAACUUAGAAAUUUAUGUUGUUUGGAAUGUUUGUAAGAUUGGAGAAAACAAAUUUUAUACUAUUGAAGCAAACUAUUGGCUUGUCCUGCAGGAUUUUCUGUUCAUCUGACCAGGAAAAGGGCAAGCCAGAUUUCCAGAAAGUAGGCCAGCUUAGUCAAUUUCAAUUUGUUUGGAGGGUAUGUUAUUGUGGGCUUCUUGUCACGAGUGUUAAAUUCUUUGAUUUGUGUAUAUUGAUCAGUCUUGUUGUUAGCAUUCACAAGUCUUGUAGAGAGGUAAAAUUCCAGGGAUCCUUAAUUGCAUAUAGCCAUUCUUUGUACCUAAAUGCCUUUAACAGCAGUGUUGUUCGCACUGUUGAAAUACUCUGGUCAAGAUCUGAGAAGUUGUAUCCCUAUUUUUCUGUAAAUUUGAAACCAAUUUCUUUAA